AUGGACCAACAGAAGAUUCAGGCUAUCAUAGAUUGGACGAUGCCUAAGGAUAUCCACACCUUGAGGGCGUUCCUUGGCCUGUGCAACUUCUAUCGGCGGUUUGUAAAAAAUUACUCUCUCAUCGCAGUACCGUUCACAAAACUCCUAAAGAAAGUCAUGCCUUGGGAUUGGGGUCCCAAGCGAGCGGGGGCCUUUAAUGCAUUGAAAGUGGCUAUGUCUAGCAGCCUCGUCUUAGCCCUUCCUGAUUUGGCCAAGCCAUUCAAAGUAUUAAUGGAUGCUUCUGGCUAUGCUCUGGGCGGAGCCUUGCUACAAGAGGGGCAUCUAGUUGCGUAUGAGAGCCGAAAGUUGAAGGAUGCAGAACGGGCGUUACGCCGCCCAUGGAAAAAGAAUUAUUGGUUGUCGUCCACUACUUACGCCUUUGGAGGCACUAUCUGCUGGGAACCCCGUUCGUGGUCAAGACGGACAACACGGCUGUUAGUCAUUUCAUGA
Molecule: messenger RNA, 489 nt
Organism: Nicotiana attenuata
Lineage: Eukaryota; Viridiplantae; Streptophyta; Magnoliopsida; Solanales; Solanaceae
Exons: 1
Coding region: 1-489 (162 amino acids)
Source: RefSeq, a predicted model, not a curated record